AUGGUCGGGGACUUGUUUCUUAGUCAGAAUUUUCUAGAUCCUUUGGCUGGAACCAUCUGGAUAAUUGCCUCAAGCUUCUGUGUGGUUCCCACGAGGUGGGCCCAGGUGGGAGGGGCUUGUGGUCUGGGAAAGCUGGAAUGGGGCCUGAGUGCUGUGACUUCCCCUCUCUGAGCCUUAGAUCUCUUAUCUGUAAAAUGGGAGGCUGCAUUGGUGGAUGGCAGAAGUCCUUUUUUUUUUAGCUCUGAAGGUCUAGGGUAUUUCACCACUGGAAGUUCAGCAAAUAAUGGCAUGACAACUCAGAGGAUGAAUCAAGGAAGCUUCAGAGGACCAGUGUUUGGACCACGUCAAUACAUGGAGAGGAAGAGGCCAGACGGGGAGUCCCAUGAUGCAGGGACCUUGUCAUCCUCCUGGCUGUAUCCCCAGAGCCUAGCACUGUGCUUGGCAUACAGCAGGUGCUCAGUAAAUACUUGCCAAAUGACUGAAUGCAUUGUGUCAGCAUCAGGAGGCCAUCAGGCCCUGAGGGAGCCAGGGAGAUGAGAGGAAAGCUUUUGGACUCUUGCCACACGUUACAUUAGCAGCAUCUUCUCCAAGUCCCGACAGCCAGUCUCCUGGGACGCCAUUUGA
Ceratotherium simum simum (southern white rhinoceros) is the source of this 624-nucleotide messenger RNA. Lineage: Eukaryota; Metazoa; Chordata; Mammalia; Perissodactyla; Rhinocerotidae. The record is from RefSeq and is a predicted model, not a curated record.